GCACCAUCCCAAUUCAAGCUCCCCAAAGUCCAAAACAUAAGUGACCAACCCAUACGUCACCACCACCAUCACCAUGGCCCCUCCCACAACAGCAAUCGUCCUCGUCGACCCCUACAACGAAUUCCUCCACCACGAGGGCAAAAUCUAUCCGUCCGUGAAGGAAUCUCUCGAGGCGACGGGCACAAACGACAACCUGCGCACCCUCGUCGCCGCGGCCCGCAAGCAGAAGAUUCCCAUCUUUUACGCCCUGCACCAGACGUGGAAGGAGGGAAACUAUGCCGGGUGGACGCACCUCACGCCAUCGCAUAAACAUAUCGCGGCCGGUCAGGGCAUCGCGGAGGGCAGCUGGGGUGCGGAGAUCUUGGAGGGGCUAGAGCCGGAUGUUGUGGGGAACCGGGACGUUGUUGCGAGCCGGCAUUGGAAUAACAGCGGAUUUGCCAAUACCGAUUUGAACUAUCAAUUGCGACAGAGGGGUGUUUCGCACCUCGUCAUGGCGGGCAUGAUUGCCAACACCUGUCUCGAAUCCACGGCGCGGGACGCGAGAGAGCUUGGCUUCCAUGUUACCCUUUUGUCCGAUGCGACUGCUGGCUUCAGCACUGAGGUGAAGGAUGCCGCGACGAACCUCAUCUGGCCGUUGAUUGUGGAAAAUGUCACGACGGUUGGAGACUGGGUUCGCGAGAGUGAGUCCAAGGCCUGAGGUAGUCGCACAGCCUGAUACGUGGGUUUGGUAUGAUAAAAUAUGCAGUGAUGAGCUAGCAAAACAACUGCAAUAAGACGCCAUUCUCAUAGGUACCCCGUGUUCG
Colletotrichum acutatum is the source of this 803-nucleotide messenger RNA. Its product is annotated as Isochorismatase-like protein. The coding region runs from base 74 to 697 and encodes 207 amino acids. The record is from RefSeq and is a predicted model, not a curated record. The transcript is spliced from 4 exons. NCBI's taxonomy places the organism in Eukaryota, Fungi, Ascomycota, Sordariomycetes, Glomerellales, Glomerellaceae.